Gambusia affinis (western mosquitofish) is the source of this 3059-nucleotide messenger RNA. RefSeq lists its product as uncharacterized. The record is from RefSeq and is a predicted model, not a curated record. The coding region runs from base 268 to 2346 and encodes 692 amino acids. The transcript has 2 exons. Lineage: Eukaryota; Metazoa; Chordata; Actinopteri; Cyprinodontiformes; Poeciliidae.
UGUUGUCCUUUCACCUCUUCCUGUUUAUGGUGUGUCUUUUAAAGUCGGAUUUGCUUUUGAACACGUCAUGAACUACGACGUCUUGUCACCAAGUGACACGCAAAGGCCAAACGCUUUUACUACGUCAUAGUCACUUGUUUAACAUAAAGAAUAGUAAUUCGAAUUUACUUCAUUUCUGUUGGAAACUACACCCAGAAAAGUUUAGCAGAAAUCUGCUGUUUUAAGACAAAAAACAGUAGAAAAAAAGGAAGAGAAAGAAAAUUCUGGAUGAUGGAUUCUGAAACUUCUCCGUCGGUAACAUCAAGCUGCUCUAACAUCACACGCUUUGAUAUUUCCUUGGAAAACCAGGAGCUUUCUAGAAUCGAUUUUGACAGUGUCAGUGCAGAGCUCAACGCAUUGCUGGAUAAACUCAGAAGGGUUUAUGAAACUGAAGAGAGUUUAGAUAGAAGAGUUCACAAAAUGACAGCCUCUCUUGAAACUCAGAGACUUGCCAAAAAACUGACUCGCAAGAUCUACUUUCAUCUAAGGUACCGUAAUAAAAACGAGCUGCCUGUUUCCACUGCUCCUUCUAACGUUAAUUGUCUGCUUGCCUCUGGCAGCUCUGAUAUGACGAAAACAGAUGAUCUGAAAAAAGUAAGCUCUUCAGAGAGAUUGUACACAGUUGCGAGGAAAACGACUGAAAAUUUUUUCAAUAGAAUUUUUAGGAGGAUGUUGAAGUCACCAGACAGUUUUGAAAGCCAAGAAGUGCACACUGCCUUCAAAGAAUUACAAAACGAGGUUUCACAUAUUUCCAUCCCUCUAGAGACCCAACGUGUAGAAACUGUCACUGAAGAUGACCAGUUAAAACCAUCUCCUACAAGCUCGAUUAAGUCCCCCAGGGAAGGACAACAUCCUAGUCCAGUAACAUGCAGUGUGCCAGACACUUUUGAGCACCAAAAGCUGUGCACUCCCUUUGAAGAAUUACAAGAUGAGGUUUCAAAUAUUUCCAUCACUCCAGAGAUCCAAAACUUAGAAUCAACUGACAUUGAAGAAGGCCAGGUAAAAUCAAUUCCCCUAAAACAGAUGAACUCCUUAACGGAAAAUGCGGUUCCUGAUCCAGUAACUUGUAAUGUGGCAGACAUUUUUGAAAACCAAGAUGUAGACGCUGUCCUCAAAAAAUUACAAAGUGAGGUUUCAGAUACUUCCAUCUCUCCUGACACUCAAAGAUCAGAAUCAACUAUCACUGAUGAUGGACAAUUAAACUCAUUUUCCCUAAAACUGAUUAAGUCUUUCAUGGACAAUGUGGCAGGACAACUUCCUGAUCCAGUAACGUGUAGUGUGUCAAACACAUUCGAAAGCCAACAGGUGCGAGCUGUAUUUAAAGAAUUACAAAAUGAGAUUUCAAAUAUUUCCGUCUCUACAGACACCAAAAGCUCAGAAUCAACAGACAUUGACGAUGAUCAGUUAAAAUCAUUUCCUCAGAAACUGAUUAAGUCCUUAAUGGAAAAUGAGGCAGUACAACAUCCUAAUCCAGUAACUACUAAUGUGCCAUAUACUCUUCAAGACGAAGAUGUAUUCACUGCCAUAAAAAAAUUACGAAGUGAGGUUUCAAAUGCUUCCAUCUCUCCAGAGAUACAAAACUUAGAAUCAACUGUCAUUGAUGAUGACCAGUCGGAAUCAUUUCCUCAAAAAGUGAUUAACUCCUUAGUGAAAAAUGUGGCAGGACAACAUGCUAAUCCGGUAACUUGUAGUCUGCCAAGCACUUCUGUAAACCAAGCUGUUCGCACUGCUUUCAAAAAAUUACAAAACCAUGUUUCAAAUAUUUCCAUUCCUAAAAAAACCCACUGGUCAGAAUCAACUGACAAUGACGAUGGGCAGUCAGAAUCAUUUCCUCGAAAAGUGGUUAACUCCUUAGUGAAAAAUGUGGCAGGACAAAAAUUUAUUCCAGAACCUUGUACUGCCUCUGUAGAAGUUCCUACUCAGCCUUAUGCUACUUUUGCACAAGUUCCUCCUCCAGAACCGGGUACUGCCUUUGAACACGUUCCUUCAGCAGAGAAGUCUUCUCUCUUUAAAUUCUUUAAGAGACCUGCUACUGGAACCAUUCCUUCAAAGCUCAGCAGCAUUGGCAGAAAACAUCAUCACUGUCACACUCCCAACAUUUUGGAUCAGGGAACCAACAAACCAGAAGUAGCUGCUCAGGCUGGGCAACCAGGAGUAGAUCCUACAGCACACAUUAAAGACAGGGCAGGUCAAGACAAGCAAGAGAAAGGAAUACAAUGUUUUGAGCACGGCAUUGCUCAGGGAGAAGAUGAUUGGACUGACUGCUUUUGGAAAAAUACCCCCGUGAUUCUAAACGACUGCUGCUGAGGGAACAGUCUACUGUUCUGAAGAGGCGUCUCUCCAUUUACCUGUCAGCUCACUUAGGCAUUCAAAAAUGUAAUGAAAUUAAUCAGAAACUAAACUCAGAUUACUAUGCUAAGGUCAUAGUUAACAACCUUCUAGGGAUUUAUGGUUCACCAAGAACGCUGAUCAAAGCAGCAGUUAUUCCAGACAGCAACUUCUUCGAUGACUUUAUAGCAUUUGUUGGAUGUGAACUUGUAAAAACGAGAGCAUACAAGAAAUAUGGUAUGUUUGAAAAGAUGCUUUCGCCUUUCAAAAAAGUCUACAAUUGGACUUAUGAUCAGUUCGCUCCAGCCACACAGGUGAUGUUUGAUCUCAGUUGUUGUGGAUUUGCUUUUAAAAAAGACAGUGAAAAUUAGUAGGGGGGAUUAUUAGGAUAACAAAAUAAAUCCUAAUUUCUAUUUUCAUAGAAUUUUUUAUUUAUUCAUUUUGGUGGAGGUUUUUUCCUGUUAAAACAGAGUUUUCCCUCUUAUGUGAUGUUAGAUAGAAAAAAAUCUUCCAAAGUAGACAGACAUAUAUUAUUUUUCUAUUCUUUCUCUUAAUUCUCCUUCAUAUUGAAAUUAUUUUGUGUUUUGCUGUUAUUUUGUUAUUGAUAUUAUUACAAUAUAUGAUUAUUCUUAUUUACUAUCAGUAAUAUUUUAUUAUUAAUAUUUUACCAUGAUCACAAUUUCACUGUUCAA